Messenger RNA from Racocetra persica, 235 nucleotides. NCBI's taxonomy places the organism in Eukaryota, Fungi, Glomeromycota, Glomeromycetes, Diversisporales, Gigasporaceae. The record is from the annotation of a GenBank genome assembly.
AUGACAGGUUUUAUUGAAGAUGAGAAAGAUGAAAAAAACAAAAGUGAAAAUAAUAGUAUAUAUAAUGAUGAUCUCUUAACCCAGACUGAUUUAAUUUUGGAAGAAUCUGUAAAUUUAAAAGAUCCAGUUUUUCAAGAAGAAGAUUUCAUACCAUGUGAAUUUUCAACAAGUGAUACAAGUGAUAAAGGCAAUAAUAAUGUUGAAAGCAGCAGUGAUAUAGAUUUGGAUCCUGAAA